AUGGAUCACCCUAGAAACUACGACCUCCCACCCAACUUCAGCGAAACAUACAAGAAACUUUGCCGAACCUUUGCAGAGAGGCUAGAUCAGCAAGUUACUAUUCUCAGUAGUCCGCAACCCGACCGGCUCCAGGUUAUGUUGGAGAUAAGAGAUCUUGCUUCACUCGUCGGGCAAAUUGGAUAUCUUGGAUGGGUUGGAGGCUCGGAUAUUCCUGAUCGUCGUCGAGUUCUCCCAAAAUACGGAUAUAAGCCUCUGAAGGACAUUUGCGCUACUAUUAGCGGCAGCUUAGAUCAACUAGCGGUUAUGCUUGCCGUCGAUGAUAGAAAUGAUGUUGUUGUUGCGAAUGAGUUGGAAGAAAUCUUGAAUAGCUUGCCUUUCGAGAAAGUAGCGGUAUAA
Messenger RNA from Penicillium arizonense, 396 nucleotides. RefSeq lists its product as uncharacterized. The transcript has a single exon. Lineage: Eukaryota; Fungi; Ascomycota; Eurotiomycetes; Eurotiales; Aspergillaceae. The coding region runs from base 1 to 396 and encodes 131 amino acids. The record is from RefSeq and is a predicted model, not a curated record.